AGCCCUCCAGUGAUCAAGCUGAACUCGGUGAUGCUGAGGGAGGCUGAGUGGACUAUCCCUGUUGGUACCUCAUCUUUCACCUUGACCUGUGAGGGCUACAGCACAGUUACCUGGUCUACCACAGCAUUCAAACUCAUGAGGAAUACUAGAUUGGGGAGUGUGAUUACCACCAGGCGCCUUACAGUAGACUACACUGGCACAUACAAGUGCAUGUAUGAGAACCAACCAGACCUCAGCUCAGAGGUCCACAUCUAUGUGAAAGAUCCCCAUAACAUCUUGGUGACCCCUCGAACCCUGGGAGAUGUGAAGGAGGGCAGUGAUGUUCUCCUCUGUCAGCUGACAAACCCCAUAGCCACCGACCUAUCCGUCCGUAUGGCCAACGGAGACCCUACACCCCCCGACAUGAACUACACUGUCAACCCAAAGAGAGGAAUCCUCAUCCGACAUCUUCUGACCAGCCACAGCGCAGACUACGUCUGCAGCGCAAAGAUCGAUGGGGUCACGAGAGUCUCCAAAGUUGUCCCCAUCUUCGUCAUUCAAAGGUUGCGUUUGCCACCAUCUGUGCUAAUUGAGGUAGAUGGGUAUGUUCGUAUUGUCGGAGAGCAGCUCCUGAUCCCCUGCAUCACUAGCAACCCUAACCACUUCUACAACGUGACGUGGAAACACUCCUCCCUCAAAGCAUUGGACUUUUCACAUAAAAUGAUACAAGAGGACCAGAGUAAUCAAGUGCACAUCACCAGUAGUGUGACUAUCCCAGCUGUGGCCAUGUCUCACACAGGAAACUUCACCUGUACAGCCAUGAAUGAGGCUGGGUUCAACAGCUCCACCACCUACCUGCAGGUUGUAGAUAAGCCUUACAUUAGGCUCAUACCCCGCCUGUCACCAGAUCUCUACUUAAAUGGCUCCUUAGUUGAAGUGAACGAAGGAGAAAACCUUGAGAUAAACAUUCUAAUCGAGGCGUAUCCCCAAAUCAAGGAGCAGUGGUGGGACAUCCCCAUGUCUCACAAUCACAACAUCUCCACUCAUGACGACACAUGGGCCGUCCGAUACAAUAACAGGUACGAGAGCAGCUUGCUGCUACAGAGAGUGAGGUCUGAGGAGAGAGGCCAGUACACCCUCCACACUAGGAGCACAUGCCUCAAUGGCUCCAUCACCUUCAACGUCCAAGUCUACCAGAAACCCACUGCCAUGGUCAGACUGAAGAAUGUUACCACCCUGACCUGCACCGCCUCUGGAUACCCAGCUCCCACAAUCAUCUGGUACCAGUGCCCAGGAAUACAAAACACGUGUGAUGGUGACAAUGACACCGUGGAGGUGCAGCCUCUUCUCACCAGCACCAUGGAGGUGCAGAGUGAGCUGACCCUCAGUCCCUCAAGUACGGAGGUCACAGUGGAGUGUGUGACCUUUAACCUGGUUGGUAAAGAGCGGGACAUCUUCGUAUUGCGUGUCCCUGCUGCGAGUACAUCAACAUUUGUCACGCCCAAGCUGUUCACACCCACUUUCAUUGGAGCCACCAGCACAGCAGCCCUUCUCUUCCUUCUGCUUGUCAUUGUCCUGUACAAAUACAAGCAGAAACCAAAAUAUGAAGUCCGGUGGAAGAUCAUCGAGGCCAAUGAUGGGAAUAACUACACCUUUAUUGACCCUACACAACUUCCUUAUAACAAGAAGUGGGAGUUCCCUCGUGAUAAGCUGAGGCUUGGCCAGAUUCUGGGAGCAGGGGCUUUUGGGAAAGUAGUGGAGGCCACUGCCUAUGGUCUGGGGACCGAUGACAACAUGACCACGCGCGUGGCAGUAAAGAUGCUCAAGCCAAGCGCCCACUCAGAAGAGAGAGAAGCUCUGAUGUCAGAACUGAAGAUCCUCAGUCACCUGGGAUCUCAUGACAACAUUGUUAACCUGUUAGGGGCAUGUACUCAAGGAGGCCCAAUGCUGAUGAUCACGGAGUACUGCAGCUAUGGCGACCUGCUGAACUUCUUGCAUGGCAAGGCCAAGCUGUUCCUGUACUCUAUCCCGAGCGGACCAGGGACUCCAGAGGUUCCACGGGUUCCAGAGAACAGUGAUCACUACAAGAACACAUGUGCACAGGAGUCCCGUGUAAGGAGUGACAGUGGGAUCUCCUGCUCCAGCUCAGACAACUACCUGGACAUGCAUCCAGCGCAGAGACCCAAACACUGUCCUAUGGGUUCCCUAUGUGAGGAUCCAGAGACAGGCACCUGGUCGCUGGACAUAGAAGACUUGUUGAGGUUCUCCUCUCAGGUGGCUCAGGGAAUGGACUUCCUGGCAUCCAAAAAUUGCAUUCACAGGGACGUGGCGGCUAGGAACGUCCUCUUGACCGAUGGCCGUGUGGCUAAGAUCUGCGACUUUGGCCUCGCCAGAGACAUCGAGAAUGACUCCAACUAUGUGGUGAAAGGAAAUGCCCGUCUGCCAGUGAAAUGGAUGGCCCCUGAGAGCAUCUUUGAAUGUGUGUACACAGUGCAGAGUGACGUCUGGUCCUAUGGGAUACUGCUGUGGGAGAUCUUCUCUCUGGGUAAGAGCCCAUACCCUAAUGUUGUGGUGGACACCCGGUUCUACAAGAUGAUCAAAGAUGGAUGCUACAUGUCUCAACCGGACUUUUCCCCUCCAGAAAUAUACACCAUCAUGAAGAUGUGCUGGAACCUGGACCCAACAGAGCGUCCAACCUUCAGUACCAUCGUCCAACUUAUCCAAAAGCUACUGCCUGACCAGCCAGACCAUACCUACAGGAAUGUGCAGGAUACGACUCCACAGCAGGAGGCAGGAGAGCAGGGGGACCCAGCUAAGAUGAAUGAGGAUUGUGAUCAGACACUGUACCAGGAGGGAGAGGAGCAGCCCCUGAUGAAAAAGAACAACUACCAGUUCUGCUGAGAGCACAUCAGGCCAUCAUCAAUGACUAUACAUUCACAUUAAAAUCUGUCAAUCACAGGCAAGAGAUGGGUGGACACACACCAGUUUAUCCAAAUGUCUUGAUUCUCAUUGUACAGAACAUGCCAUACAGUAGCUGCCAGUAAGCAACAUCGGGAACUAAGCUUUUAUGCCUUGAUCAUGUUAUGCCUUGAUCAAAUGACCAAAAGCUCAUAAUUAGGUCAUAUAAAUGUAAUUAUCUUUAAAGCUGCAAUAUGUACGUUUUUGGGUGACCCCACCAAAUUCACAUAGAAAUGUGAGUUAUAGAUCUGUCAUUCGCAGUGAAAGCAAGUCUAAGAAGCAGUAGAUCUGUUCUGUGCACUAUUUCUAUGCUUUUCCGUGCACAGGUUUCGUUUUUGCAUCUUUCACUUUCUAUUUUGUACACAAGAUUCAAACAGCUGAAAAUACAAUACUUGUUGUUAUUUCACAGCGGUUUAGACGGUACAAUGAUUCACAACACUAUACUUGCUUGUUUUGUCAUAAACUGAAAUUAGGCAUACUAUUAGAAUGUUAGCAACCAGGAAAUGGCUGAGCGAUUUCUAGAUAAUGUACCUUUAACAUUUAUGAGAUACUUUACUAACUGAUCUAACCGGCUUGAUAAACUCGAUGAAUGUCUAUCGGAAAAGAAAGCCAGUUACAUAUGCAGCUUUAUGUUUCCAAAACUCCCAAAAUUCUCAACACCAAUUUUACUGAACUGAGAUCAACGUUUCAGCAUGCCUAAGCAGCACAAAAAUACAUAGUUAUUGCAGAAACGUUUUACUAUUAUAGUGUAUAGUAGCAACAUAGUCUCUUUUGAAAGUUUCUCUUAAGUGUUUGAAAAUCUGAAGUGUGUGAACUUCAAUGUAACCAAAUGAUUUCUGUUUUUUGUCUUGCCUUUAGAGUAAGAAAUGCUUUACAUUCAACUGAAACCUACCGUGACUCUUGGCACUCUCAACACCAACUUCACAAGGUAGUGACCUGGAAUGAAUUUCAAUUAACAGGUGUGCCUUGUUAAAAGUUCAUUUGUGGAAUUUCUUUCUUUCUUAAUGCUUUUGAGCCAAUCCGUUAUUGUGCGGAAAACUUCAGGAACUUUCAAAGUUUCUUCAAGUGCAGUCGCAAACACCAUCAAGUGCUAUGAUGAAACUGGCUCUCAUGAGGACCGCCACA
Salvelinus namaycush (lake trout) is the source of this 4062-nucleotide messenger RNA. Its product is annotated as macrophage colony-stimulating factor 1 receptor 1-like. The transcript has 20 exons. Gene Ontology annotation, cellular component: CSF1-CSF1R complex; signaling receptor complex. Gene Ontology annotation, biological process: cytokine-mediated signaling pathway; cell surface receptor protein tyrosine kinase signaling pathway; protein phosphorylation. Gene Ontology annotation, molecular function: cytokine binding; macrophage colony-stimulating factor receptor activity; ATP binding. NCBI's taxonomy places the organism in Eukaryota, Metazoa, Chordata, Actinopteri, Salmoniformes, Salmonidae. The coding region runs from base 31 to 2880 and encodes 949 amino acids. The record is from RefSeq and is a predicted model, not a curated record.